AUGGAUGCCGCGUCGUCGCAGGAAUGCACCUUGCAGACAUUAGACCAGUGGGGAUUGGUGGGAGGAAGCAGUUCCCUUCCUGUGGAGACCAAUCCCCCCCAAGCUUUAAGCCCCAGAGCGGAAUCCGCCCCCUGGUUUUCAGAAGACCCUGAUUCAGAGGGGGAGCUGGUGGAUGCCAGCGAGUUAAGUACUGUCCGGAGGGGUCGGCGAGAGUCCUGUAUUGCGGAAAGAGCAAGGGGCACGCCAGUUACCCAACCCCCAUCGCCUCGUGAGGAAGUGGAUGCCUCCACACGUCCGAGGGGGAACUAUCUUGUUUACACAGAGCCUAAAGAGAUGGAUUUCUCAGAGGGUUAUGAUGUGGAGUGGAUGCGAGAUCCGGUGAAUGGUGGAUUCCGUUGCCGAGAGAAACAUCCAAAAAUGGGCCAAUCCAUCCUGAUGGGGCCGAGAGUCAGCCGGAUGGCGUAUGACUACAAAGAUCUGCCGCACCAGCUGCAGGAGGUGACUGUGGGAGACUGCCGCCGAGAAGCGGGCGCGCCCGACGUCCGCCGGAUGGAGAGACAGCGGUCACUCAGUCCGGGUAGAGUCUACUCGCCAGUCAGAGCUCAAGAGGUGUACGUGCCGGUGCGACGGUAUGUGGCAGAGGAAGAGGAGGAGUUUUUUCAGCGACCCAAGCGUGGAUUCGCAACGGCAGCUGAACCGGUACGCCCGGAAGGGCCGGUGCUUGAAAACCCUGCGCCGAGGUAUGAACUUGUUCCAGUGAGGGGAAAUCACCGCCAACAGUCCCCUCCAGGACUGUCUUUGAGUACUCUUAAUUGGAGGGUCUUCCCGAAAUAUCAGCCCCCCACUGACGUUCUGAGUUAUCUGACUCUUUUUGAAGUAACUUGCAAGGACAUGGGAGUUGCUCCAACUAUGUAUAUGGCUGUUCUGCGCCCCCUAGUUUGUGGUGACCUGGCAGAGCUUAUGGGUCACCUCCCCUCAUCUGAACUCAAUGACUAUGAAAGUUUCAAAAAGUUAGUCAUGCAGAGGCAUGGAUUGCACCCCGAGAAUUAUCGAAAGGCUUUUCGAAAAGUAGAGAAGUCGGGGCUCAGUGAUAAUAUUGCAGUUUUCUCAGCAAAAAUGGCUCAAAACUUCGAACUGUGGCUUGCCGCCGAAGGGGUGGGGGACUUUGAAGGAUUCAAACAGCUUAUAUUAAUUGAACAACUGAUGCGUUCCCUGCCCUCAGAAAUUGCUAGUCUGGUUGCAGACCAAAAGCCACGAACUCUAACGGAAGCCACCACCUUUGCUGAGUCUUUUAGGCUUAACCGCUCCCAUUGGACCAACAAGGGACCAAGUAAUGUGUGUAAACCAGCAGUUUCAAUGGGGAAGUCUGCUCCCCCCAUUAAGGAACAAAGCAAAGGUUUCCUGACGUCUGCAAAAGACUCUGUUGUAGUAGGGGAGAACGUACCAAAUUGUCCCCAACCUCUGGACUGUGUUUCUUUUGUAAACAACCGGGGCAUGUAA
Molecule: messenger RNA, 1500 nt
Organism: Podarcis lilfordi (Lilford's wall lizard)
Lineage: Eukaryota; Metazoa; Chordata; Lepidosauria; Squamata; Lacertidae
Source: the annotation of a GenBank genome assembly